Teleopsis dalmanni is the source of this 576-nucleotide messenger RNA. RefSeq lists its product as uncharacterized. The coding region runs from base 1 to 576 and encodes 191 amino acids. Gene Ontology annotation, biological process: regulation of transcription by RNA polymerase II. The record is from RefSeq and is a predicted model, not a curated record. NCBI's taxonomy places the organism in Eukaryota, Metazoa, Arthropoda, Insecta, Diptera, Diopsidae. Gene Ontology annotation, molecular function: DNA-binding transcription factor activity, RNA polymerase II-specific; RNA polymerase II transcription regulatory region sequence-specific DNA binding. The transcript has 3 exons.
AUGGAUGAGCUGCGUCCAAACUUAGUUGGCGGGCUUUUAGGCUUACAACAAGGUCUUUUGGAAGAUCACGCAAAUAUGCAGCAUGGAGGCGUUGGGCAAGAGACCAAAUUUAUGUCAUUUCAGGAUAAUAGGUUAAUGGGUAUAACUUCUUCGCAUGAAAAUAGAUUGCUAGGUUUAGCAACCUCGGCUGUGCAGGACUCGCGUUCAAUUGAUAAGAAUUCACUUAAUCAUCAACGAAAGUGCAGUAGCACACCAGAGGAUUUCAGUUCACUAUAUUCUGGUCUACCCACACCUGGAAUGGAUUCUUCCUCCCAUCAUCAUACACCCGCGCAUACACCACCAACACGAUUGUCGGAUCACACGAUAUCCGCGGAAGGGGCAUUUAAGAAACUCAAACCCGAACCAAACAGUGGUCUGUCAACAGUUUCCUCCGGUAUUACUUCACCCGGAAGCGGUUUGUCUUCAUUAAGCCAACAUGCUGGCCAUACUCCAACCACAGCAUCCUGUCCGACGCCGGCGAGGCGAAGACAUCGAACGACAUUUACCCAGUGCGGGGAUUCCAAUUCUUUAAAAUAA